Perognathus longimembris pacificus (Pacific pocket mouse) is the source of this 2724-nucleotide messenger RNA. RefSeq names its product NADH:ubiquinone oxidoreductase core subunit S1 (gene Ndufs1). Bases 162 to 2366 code for a protein of 734 amino acids. The transcript has 19 exons. Gene Ontology annotation, biological process: ATP synthesis coupled electron transport. Gene Ontology annotation, molecular function: iron-sulfur cluster binding; NADH dehydrogenase (ubiquinone) activity. NCBI's taxonomy places the organism in Eukaryota, Metazoa, Chordata, Mammalia, Rodentia, Heteromyidae. The record is from RefSeq and is a predicted model, not a curated record. Gene Ontology annotation, cellular component: membrane.
UACAGUUUCUAGUCCCUCUUGGCUUUCCGUCCCGCCGGUCUCCGGCUGACGGAAAUCAGCCGAGACCGCCAUAUUGAAGCAGCGGCCGGGUCUUAGAGAGGGGUCAGUGUGAACCCGAAGCGUCUGCAGAGGCCCCCUCGACUCCUCCGGGGAGAAGCAAUAUGUUAAGGAUACCUGUUAGAAGGGCCUUAACAGGCCUUUCCAAUUCUCCGAAAGGAUAUGGGUCAGUUCGAACAACUGCAACAGCAGCAAGCAACUUGAUUGAAGUGUUUGUUGAUGGUCAGUCUAUCAUGGUAGAACCUGGAACUACUGUCCUUCAAGCUUGUGAGAAGGUUGGCAUGCAGAUCCCUCGAUUCUGCUAUCAUGAAAGGUUAUCUGUUGCUGGAAACUGCCGGAUGUGCCUGGUUGAAAUAGAGAAAGCUCCCAAGGUUGUAGCUGCUUGUGCUAUGCCAGUAAUGAAGGGUUGGAAUAUCCUGACAAACUCAGAAAAAACUAAGAAAGCCAGAGAAGGUGUGAUGGAGUUCUUACUAGCAAAUCAUCCAUUGGACUGUCCUAUUUGUGACCAGGGAGGAGAAUGUGAUCUGCAGGACCAAUCCAUGAUGUUUGGAAGUGAUCGAAGCCGGUUUUUAGAGGGGAAACGUGCAGUAGAGGACAAGAACAUUGGGCCAUUGGUAAAGACCAUUAUGACUAGAUGCAUUCAGUGUACCCGGUGCAUCAGGUUUGCAAGUGAGAUUGCAGGAGUUGAUGAUUUGGGAACAACAGGCAGAGGAAAUGAUAUGCAAGUUGGAACAUAUGUAGAGAAGAUGUUUAUGUCUGAAUUAUCUGGGAAUGUCAUUGAUAUCUGCCCUGUGGGUGCCCUAACCUCUAAGCCAUAUGCCUUUACUGCCCGACCUUGGGAAACAAGAAAGACAGAAUCCAUUGAUGUAAUGGAUGCAGUUGGAAGUAAUAUUGUGGUUAGCACAAGAACUGGAGAGGUGAUGAGGAUUUUGCCACGAAUGCAUGAGGACAUCAAUGAAGAGUGGAUCUCUGAUAAAACCCGAUUUGCCUAUGAUGGGCUGAAACGUCAGAGACUUACUGAGCCGAUGGUCAGAAAUGAAAAAGGACUUUUAACCCAUACCUCCUGGGAGGAUGCACUCUCUCGUGUAGCUGGAAUGUUGCAGAGCUUCCAAGGCAAGGAGGUGGCAGCAAUUGCAGGCGGCUUGGUGGAUGCUGAAUCCCUAGUAGCUCUGAAAGAUAUACUGAAUAGAGUGGACUCUGACAUCUUAUGUACUGAAGAGAUCUUCCCCACUGCUGGAGCUGGUACAGAUUUGCGUUCCAAUUACCUCCUUAAUACUACAAUUGCUGGUGUGGAAGAAGCAGAUGUAAUCCUUCUGGUUGGUACAAACCCACGGUUUGAAGCACCACUAUUUAAUGCUAGAAUUCGAAAGAGCUGGCUUCAUAAUGAUUUAAAAGUGGCCCUUAUAGGCAGUCCAGUGGAUCUCACAUACACAUAUGAUCACCUGGGAGACUCCCCCCAGAUUCUACAAGACAUUGCUUCGGGCAGCCAUUCAUUCAGCCAGGUCUUAAAGGAUGCUAAAAAACCAAUGGUGGUUUUAGGUAGUUCUGCACUCCAGAGAAAUGAUGGAGCAGCUAUUUUUGCCACUGUUUCUAGCAUUGCACAGAAGAUUCACGCAGAGAAGAUUCGCGUGACUAGUGGUGUUCCUGCUGAUUGGAAAGUUAUGAAUAUCCUUCAUAGGAUUGCGAGCCAGGUAGCUGCUUUAGACCUUGGCUAUAAACCUGGGGUAGAAGCAAUUCGAAAGCACCCUCCCAAAAUGCUGUUUCUGCUGGGAGCAGAUGGAGGUUGUAUCACACGACAGGACUUACCAAAGGACUGCUUCAUUGUUUAUCAAGGACAUCAUGGUGAUGUUGGAGCUCCCAUAGCUGAUGUUAUUUUCCCAGGAGCUGCUUACACAGAGAAGUCUGCUACCUACGUUAAUACUGAGGGUAGAGCUCAGCAGACUAAAGUAGCAGUGACACCACCUGGCUUGGCUAGAGAAGACUGGAAAAUUCUAAGAGCUCUCUCUGAGAUUGCUGGUAUGACUCUUCCAUAUGAGACUCUGGAUCAAGUGAGGAACCGAUUAGAAGAGGUCUCUCCAAAUCUUGUUCGAUAUGAUGAUGUUGAAGGAGCCAAUUACUUUCAACAAGCAAAUGAGCUCUCUAAGCUAGUGAACCAGCAAAUUCUUGCUGAUCCUUUGGUUCCACCUCAGCUAACUAUAAAAGACUUCUACAUGACAGAUUCAAUUAGCAGAGCCUCACAGACAAUGGCCAAGUGUGUCAAAGCUGUCACAGAGGGUGCCCAGGCAGUAGAGGAACCAUCCAUAUGCUGAAAGGUCUAUUGAGGAACCCUGCUUUGCUUCAAAUGCCGCAUGGACAAAAUUACAUUGGAGUAAUCUCUUAUAAACCUUAUCUCUUUCAAAAAAAAAUCUGACAUAAUAUUUAAAGUUAUGUCCUACAGUUAUCAAAGAACUUGUCAGCUUCAAAUUUGUAUAUUGUGUGUAAAUGUUUGACAGAAUUGUAUUUAGGGGCUAGAGAUGUAGGCCAAUUCAGUGGUAGAAUAUUUGCCUAGCAUGCAUGAGGCCCUGGGUUUAAUUCCUAGCACUGAAAAAAACAACUGUAUACAUUUACUUUCAUGUAAAAGUGGUGGUAAGCCUUGUGAUAAAUACAAAGAAAACCUUAAAAUGUGAA